This is a messenger RNA of Paramecium sonneborni, 849 nucleotides long. The record is from the annotation of a GenBank genome assembly. Lineage: Eukaryota; Ciliophora; Oligohymenophorea; Peniculida; Parameciidae.
AUGAAACAAAUGUAAGAAAAAUUUUUGCAAACUCAAAUAGAAAAAUAGAAAGUAGAAAAGAAUAAUAAAAAAUUGGAAGCUUAAAUUAAAUCAUUAAAUACUUAAAUAGAAACAAUUACUCAAAGGUGUACAUUUUUAACUGAUCAAAUAAAUCUGGAAAAAAUGAAUAGUAAAGGACUCAGUUAGCAAAUGCUCUCUUGCGAUGUGGUUGAAAUGAGUAGUUAAUUGACUCAAUUCUAAAACUAAUAAAUAUAUGAAAAAGAUAAAAAAAUUUCAGAAUUACUCAAAGAAUUAGAAUAAAAAAAUAAUGAAAUUUCAAAAUUAAAAGCAAUAAUAUCAAUUUCAAAUUUCACUUGCAGUGGAACAGAAUAAAAAUUCUAAGAAUAUGAAUAAGAAGUUGAUAAAUAGAAAUUAAAGAAGGAAAAAUUAUAAACUAGAGUUGAUAAACUUCAAUAAACAAUAGGAGCAGAAGCAUAAUUUAGAAUUGAGUUAGAACACUUAAGAGCUGAGAAUUAAAUUUUUUCAUAACUUCUAGGCUUUGCUCCUAGUUUAGAAAAUCAAGGUGAAUAUUAAUAUAAUCCUAAUUCAGUGCAGUUAAAAGUGAUAAAAAAUAUAAAAUUUCCAAUUAAACCUUAAAAUUUAACAUUUGAUUUUUGCAAAAAUUGCAAUAGAGAAUUUUAUCAAUACCGUUCAUGUUGCAAUCCAUUAUAUUCUUUGAAUGANUUAUUUUUAUAAUUAAUUUUAAUAUUUUUCUUAUAAACUCAAGGACAAAAUAUUAAUACAAGUCUUAAUAUGCAACAGAUUUGCAUAAAUAAAAGGUUAGCGAACAUAAUACAACAGAAAAAAUGA